GCAACAUAUAAACCUAAUUAAAUUGAUUGUUAUUGUUAAUUUUUUUCUCGCAAUUAAUUUUGAUUAAUUUUCUCACACUUUAUUAUUAAUCAUUUAGUUAAAUGGAAAUAUUUAUCAACUUUAUUGAUUUCAAAUAGUUAAUAAUGAAUUGAAUGUUGGAUAAUAUUGUUUAUAUCAAUAUCUCUGUGUGUGUAUAUUUGUUUAGGUUAAUUGUUUGAUUGAGAUUCUCAUGAUGAAUUAGUUAAUCAUAUUGAUUUUGAUUUGUGUUUACUUAUCAUUUUUCAAUUGUUAAGGUUGAAAUGUGAACAAUUGUUGUUUUUUUGUUCAUUGAUUUAGUUACCUGGAUGUUGAAGGUUAGUUAUCAAUGAAUGAUUUGAUUUUGAGUUUAAUUGUUUGAUUACUAUGGAUUCUAAUGGGAUUGAUCGUCGUCAGGUUAAAUCGUCGACUCGAUGUCCUACACCCAAACCUAGCGAACGGAAGUUGAGUAUUGUUUCCUGUUCCUCUUUGAUUGCUCGUCAUUUUGGUGAAAAUGGUGAAAACGGUAAUAAGGUUUUUCCGGGUGGACAUUUUGUUGGACAUGGCGGUGGACAAAGUGACAUUUUAUCGAUUGAAGAUGUUGACCCAAAUAAUAUGACGGAUACUGAAGGUUCGGGGACACUUUUUGUUCUUAAAAAUUUAAUCUGGUCCAUGAAGAUUAUCGGCUUAUGGCCAAAAGCGCAGAGUAAAUUUUUCGAUCGGCUUAACCCUCAAUCGUGGGUCGUUUUUGUUUACCUUCACGUUUACGCCGUUCACAAUGUGGUCAACUGGUUAUUCACUUAUUAUCAGUACUCAGAUUUCACAAUUUUCUUGGAAAACGCAUCCAUGGUCAUUAGAACUGGAGCAACGGCCGUGACAUUUGACCUUUUCUUCAUAAAAUACUUGGAAUCGGUUCGAUCAAUUAAACAAGUUGGACUUUUCCCCUUCAGUGAAGGAGGGGUCAGUCUAAUGGAGCUUAAAACUCCGAUCAAUCUACUGGUCAUCGCUAGUUGGGCCUAUCUGAUUAUGGUUCUUGGGUUCACUUCGUGGUCAACGGCAACAAUGGGAGUCCAAAAGUUUAUGGACUAUUAUUUUUAUGGAUUCAGGGUCGGACAUGUAAACGCCAUCGUGAUGAGAUUCGUAAUGGCCUUUGUUUGGAUCGCUCAUAUUGGUAUAACUUUGUCGGCGGAGAUUUUUCUUAAAUCCUUUUACGUUGCUUCGUGCCUAUUGUUGGGUAAAACGGCUCGAGCUUAUAAUGCAAUGGUGGCCAAUCUUGGUGAACAGGACACGAUGACCGGAGCCGAUGUUAACAAGGUCAACAAAUUACACACCCAAUUAACUGACCUUGUCCAUGGAGUGGACAAAAAUUUCACCCUAAAAGCUUUCAUCUGGAUAUCAACAAUUUUCCUUAACCUUUGCAUUAAAAUUGGAAUCAUUUGUAUCGCUACUGACCCAAGUUGGGUGAGUAAUGCUACACUGGACAUUAUUAACUAUCUGGUCAUUUUUGUCGUCAUCUCAUUGACCGCUGCUGAUGUUUCCCUUCAAUGUGAGAUUUUACUUCCGCUUGCCCACCGAUUAGGCAAAGCGGACAUGAAAAACUUGACCGUUCUUUAUCAGGCUAAAUUGAUGAUCGCUAAGAUGAGCCACCCGAUCGCCCAAUUAACGGGAUGGAAAUGUUUUGUUCUAGAUCGACCCUUCAUCUUGACCAUUACUGGAACCAUCUUGACCUAUUCAGUUGUACUCAUGCAAAUGUCCAGAUCAAUGGCCGCUCAAAAUAACAUGAAAAACUUGAUCGCUAACAAUACAAAUCUUAUUGAAUCAAUGAAAAACUCAACAAUUUGAUUUAAUAUUCUUGAUUACUUCUUAGUGUUGAUAGUUAAUUGUUAGUUAAUCAGCUCUCUCUCUCACUCUCGUUGGAUUUGAUAAACUGUUAUAAUAUUUAAAUUCAAUUGUAUUCAUGUAAAACUAAGUAAUUAAUUGUUAACCAAUAAAAUUAUGUUGCACUUUGGAAAA
Messenger RNA from Panonychus citri (citrus red mite), 2028 nucleotides. RefSeq lists its product as uncharacterized. Gene Ontology annotation, biological process: sensory perception of chemical stimulus. The record is from RefSeq and is a predicted model, not a curated record. NCBI's taxonomy places the organism in Eukaryota, Metazoa, Arthropoda, Arachnida, Trombidiformes, Tetranychidae.